CAACUCUUUCCUCCCGACUUCAACGACCUGGAUGAGUCGUUGGAGAUCGAGCAUGGUCUCCUGGUGGGCGAUGUCAUUCACCAGCUAUGCCUUGGUCCACUGACCUCCUCAGAGGUCUUUUCAGCCAUUCCGCCCCAACCUCCACGCAGUUGCCUAUAUGAGGUGCCUCCCUACUAUGGCUUACAUGCACCACCAAGACACAAUUCGAUUUGCGCCGAAAACGUGAUUGCAAGUCGAUACGCAAUUUCUGAUAGCGAUCUCAAAAGUCAGAUCUCUCGCAUAUUGCAGCAAGUGGCUACACGAACUUUGGUGGGAGAGGAACAGAAGUAUACUCUGCGGCCUGAAGUGCUCGUCCGUCGAUUCGAUCUCUUCUAUUCUUCUUAUAGACUGCAAUUCGCGACCCAAGCUAAAGACGGGGUAAUUCGGACGUUAACGCAGGCUCGUGAAGCGAACGCCAAACUCUUUCCAGCGGAUUACCCAAUUCCGCCACCACCACCUUGUCCCCGGCGACGUUUUGUAAGAAACAUGAAUGUGCCAAUCCUGAGCCUGCUCCACUGUCCAACUUUUGUCCGCCUCAUCCUUCAACUGCUGGACAUUGGCAUCAAGUAUGGGAACCAACAGUCGAAAUGGUCCGAGACCCUUCUUGAGCUCGUCCUCCACUUGAUUAUUAUCGCUCUAUACGAGGACUUUGUAGCAUUCAUCCUGGUGCCUGAAGAUUCCGAAGAUGCUGAGGAGUUGGAGCACCAUGCAGGACUGCAGCAGUGCAAACGGCAAGACACUCCCACCUUGAGAAAUAAAUGGACACUUAAGCUCUGGAAGUCACUCGCCGAGAGCCAGUCACCGUCAUCUAUCCUUCCAGCCUCAGAAAACGAGGUUACUGCAGGGACAGUAUUUUCGUCCGUCAAUCUUAAGAGCCUGGAAAGUCGUGUUAACAGCUCUCACUAUACGUUGCUCUUCACCUGCUGCAUCGCCUACCAAUAUCGACUGUCGGGCUGCAUCGAACCAACCGACUGUGAGGGUGCCUUGGCUGCAGAGAUCAUUGGCACGUCGUGA
Molecule: messenger RNA, 1053 nt
Organism: Dibothriocephalus latus
Lineage: Eukaryota; Metazoa; Platyhelminthes; Cestoda; Diphyllobothriidea; Diphyllobothriidae
Source: the annotation of a GenBank genome assembly